Molecule: messenger RNA, 4341 nt
Organism: Cyprinodon tularosa
Lineage: Eukaryota; Metazoa; Chordata; Actinopteri; Cyprinodontiformes; Cyprinodontidae
Gene: shisal1b
Product: shisa like 1b
Exons: 5
Coding region: 401-988 (195 amino acids)
Source: RefSeq, a predicted model, not a curated record
UCAGUUGCUGCGCUCUGACGGAUGGGGAUAGACUGCCAAGGAGAACUAAGGGGUGAGAAGAGUGUGUUUCUUCUCCACUCUGGUGUGUUUUCUGGCUUUCUCGCAUGAGCUGUUAAUUUCAGCCCCACGCCCGAGGAUGAGGAGAAUCUAUAAGUAAGGAAGACACAUAAAAGAAGAGGGAACAAGGAUCAACAGGGUGGAUGAUUCUGUGAGUGGCAGACAAGCAGAGAUCUUUUAUUUUCCCCCAGGAUCAGUCAAGGAGUCCUGUCUCCCAGUAGCAGCCAUGUGAAAGGAGCUGUCAGCAUGCAGAGGAUGCCCACUUCCAGCUAAAACAGAACAGUCCUCCCCCUCUUCUUCUCCCCACCCGCUCCCUCCCUCCUUCCCACAUGAGGGCACGAAGAUGACUAUCACCAGCCGGCAGUCCUUUAACAUCCUGACGGUCAUCUUCCUACUGCUGACCACUGCAGCUCUUUCAGCUCAUGACCGAGUGUGUGAACCCUACUCUGACCAUAAAGGGAGAUACCACUAUGGAUUUCACUGCCCGCGCCUCACAGACAACAAGACCUACAUGUACUGCUGUCAUCACAACAACACGGCCUUCAAAUACUGCUGCAACGACACCGAGUUCCAGCUGGUCAUGCAGGUCAACCUUACCACCACUUCUAAAGGUUUUGCACACAAUAAUUACACAGCCUUGAUUGGCGUGUGGAUCUAUGGCUUCUUCGUCAUGGUGCUGCUGGCCUUGGACUUCCUCUACUACUCAGCCAUAAACUACGAGCUGUGCCGGAUCUAUCUGGAGAAGUGGGGAUUAGGUGGACGCUGGCUUAAGAAGGCUAGGAAUCAGUGGCAUAGAUCCAUGCCUGAGGAGAGUGAAGUUCAGACUCAAGCCCAGCCCAUGGUCCCCAGCGGCCACUAUCAGCCCAGACACAGCCUCAGAGGAGAGAGCCACAGCCCGACGCUCCUACCCUACAACACGUCCACUGCAUGAAUGAUGCAGCUAUGGACAAACUGAAGAGUAGCAACACCUGGUUUCCUUAUAGAGUAGAAAGGAGAUGUUACGGAAUCCCAUCGCUGUGGACUGCAGAUACAUCCCCUCUGUUGGUUUGGCCAUUCUUUAGUAGUUUGUUGUGACUACUGCCCCGUCUAAUGAGCACAAACACCCAAGGACAAAAGCAGCUUUUUUAGAAGGAACAUUUGAAAAAGGACUAUUUCAGCUAGACCCUCAGCAGAGGUGAGACUGAUAUGUUUAAAUGCUCAGAGUUUCAAAUGAUUUUUGAAAUUAGCUGGCAUGGUCUGCAGCGCCCCAAACACACCCAGGAUGAGCUGCAAGCUGACUGCCAUCAGUCUACAGAAACAAUUCCUCUUUCUACAGUAGAUAUGAAAUGUUUAUCACACCGCUGUGUCUCUUUGUGUUCCGUAGCAGUUAGACACAGUUGUAGAUUAUCUAUUUGGUGAAUUAUUUAUGUGAACUAGUAGGAGAAUUUCUAUGAGUAACUUUCUGAAAAUAUAAUAGCUUGGUUUGAUGCUGAGCAUCUCACUUAGGAUGUUUUUGUUAAGACCAGACAUGUUUGUCCUUGGUCAUGCUGGAAAUGGCAUCUUCUUAAAAAAUGUUUUAACUACUCCUUUCUGCGUAACAAAGGCUUUCCCUCCACAGUGUCUGACAAAAACACAACACCAUACAGUUUUUUCCUAGGUGGGUCAUAAUCUUUACAAGAAGUCGAGCAGAGGUUCUGUUUCUUCAAUCAGAACAUUAGUGAGGUUCAGGGAUGCCUUUUGGAGUAGGAGGAAGCUUUAUGCCAAGUUAAACAAACUCCUUGGUGACAGCCCUUCAGACCAACAACAAACCCAGGCAACUUCUAAGCUUAAUGUGUAGUAUUUUGACUCGUCUGAAGUCUGUAAGUAUGGCAGCUUCAUUAGCAAUAUAAUGCAAAUUAUUUUCCUUUAGCUCCUUUAUAAGGGGAACUUUGUAUCCUGUAUUGGUGACAGAUAAUUGUAAGAAAUUAGCCAUGAUUGAAAAAAAAAAUCCAUCCAGGCCCCUUCACUGUCAGCAAUAAUGUACAGCAGCCAAUCAUAAGGAUGAACUGGUAUCAUUAAAGUAGUAAGUACUGACUGGGAAAUCAUGGAGGUGUGUCCCAAACACCUCAGAAUAGACUGCAUAUGUUUAAAGGUGAAUGAAUAUACAGUGUAAGAAAAUUUUUCAAAAUAUCUCUAAAAAGCUUUCCAAAGAUUUUAACUACCAUUUUGUACAAAAAUCUAUCUGUAGCUGAGAGUUGCAUCUGAUCAGAGCUCAUCCUAAUUAUCCAGAAAAAAUGUUAAAAGUACUUCUAUGAUUUUCAAGAAUCUUGGUGUUUGUUUUACUAAACAAAAGCCCUAAAACCAGGAUGCAGUGCUCGUAAAAGUCUUUAAACCUCAUCCCCAAUUUAUUUUUGUUCACAUUCCAACCACUAACGGUAGUGUAUUUUAUUGGUAUUUUAUUGUUUAAACAAUAAAGGGACUGACCUACUAUUAAAUAAAAAAACCAAUGAAUUGAUUGGGCGAACAAAAAAUGCAUACGGAAUCAGGGGAUGAUCUACUAUGACUGUAUGCACAAUGGAAAACAGGUGCAAAAGUGUUGCAGACUGCCCUACUGAAAUAAGGAUUUUGCGUGUGCUUCUGUCUCUUCUCGUGAAGACUUAUGGGUAACAGAGUAAAGUUAAAAAGAAUCCAAUUUUUAAGGCAUUAAAUUUAAAGUCAAUUAAAACAGAUAAACAUUAUCAGUUAUUUUUAUAAAGUGAUUUACAGACAACUGUAAAAUUAUCUAGAACCAUGAAUAUAAUAAAAUCUUAUGUGUAAAGAUAACAUAUGUAUUACAAGGGCUGAAAAACAAAAAUGCUUUUGGCACUUAAGAAGAGAAUCCUUGCUCUCUCACUCUGUUUUGGUUGUUAAUGUUUAGUUUUCUUUGUUCAUAAACAUACCGCAAUAUUUAAGUUCAUUCAUGGUGUUUUAUUUUCUUUUUUCCCCCACAUAAACCAUGAAACACUCUAGCAUAUACUAUAUUGUCAAAAGUAUUCACUCACCUGCCUUAAUUUGAACAUGAAUAUACUUGACGUCUUAAUUUAUAUUGAUCAAUAUGAUGUUGUUCCACCUUUUGCAGCUAUUAUCAGUCUUGACUCUUCUGGAAAGGUUGUCCACAAUGUUUAGAAGGGUGUUUAUGGUAAGUUUUUACAAUUUCUCCUGAGGCAUGUUUGCGAGGUCUAGACUAAUGGCAAGAAGGAAUGGCUCUCAGUCUUUAAAUCUCCCAAAGGUGUUAUAUUGGGUUGAGGUCAGGAUCCUGUGCAGGCCAAUAAAAAAUCAUCCAUACCAAACCCUCUGCUCCAUACCUUUUUCUGGACCUUGCUUUGUGCAAAGUUAUAUUGUAAUGCGAAGGGAACAUCUCCAAACUUUUUCUACAAAGUUUGAGAAAGUAAGUGUCCAAAAUCUCUUGGCAAACUCAAGCAAUGAGCUGCCCCAUUGCUUGAACUGGAACUAAUCUCAGCUCCUAAAAACUAUCCAUCAACAUAAUUCCCCCUCCACUAACUUUACAUGUUGCACUUUAGAGCCAGGAAAGUAGAAUUCUACUUGCAACGGCGAAAGCAGACUUUUCCAUCAGACUAUCCAGGAUUCAUCUGUACAGGAAACACUUCUCCACUUGUGUAGAAUCCAGUCAAAGUGUGCUUUACAUCACUGCAUUAAAUGCUUUGGAUUGCGCUUGAUGAAUUACCAAAAAAGCACCUGGUAAUGGAAAACUAUUCUAUAAAUCUCCCUAUGUGCUGUUGUUAAGCUAAUCUAAAGGGGAUAUGGAAUUUUAAGGUAUGCAGCGACUGAUUGUGCAAAACGUUGAUCACCUCUGUGCACUUAUGCACAUCAGCAUCCACUGCCUUUGCUUUUUUAGUUUCUCUACUUGGUGGCUAAGUUGCUAUCUUUCUUAAUGAUUUCAUGUUGUUAUAGUGCCACUAAUAAUUGAGGAGCAAAAUACUUUCAUGCCUGUAGUUGUUGCACAGGUAGCAUCCUAUAAUAGUACCAUGUGGAUAUUCACAGAGCUCCUGGUAGCAACCUAUUCUUUCAUUAUUGUUAGAAAAAGGCGUCAUCCCUUUGCGCAGGUCUUCAUACAAAAAGUUAAGGCUAAGAAAUGGACUGAAACACCUGAUUAUGAUUAUAUGAAUGGAUGAGUGAAUAUUUUUGGCAAUAAAGUGCAUGUUCACAAGUACUGACGGUUUGCCUCUUCUCUCAUUAACCAGUGAUACCUUUUUGCACAUGAUGAGGACAUUUUGUGAGUGAGUUUGCACCUGGCUUUCAAAGAUGCCAAAUGUAUUUGAUAAAUAG